AUGGAUGGCACCAAUGACAGCUCUCAAAGCCAUUUCAUCCUUUUGGGGUUUUCUGAUCAUCCCCAUCUGGAGAGAAUCCUCUUUGUGGUCAUCUUAAUUGCCUAUCUCCUGACUCUUGUAGGCAACACUACCAUCAUCCUAGUGUCACGGCUGGACCCUCACCUCCACACCCCCAUGUACUUCUUUCUUACUCACCUUUCUUUCCUGGAUCUUAGUUUUACCACCAGCUCCAUUCCUCAGUUGCUCUACAACCUUAACGGACUUGACAAGACUAUCAGCUACGCUGGUUGUGCCAUCCAGCUCUUUCUGUUCCUGGGUUUGGGUGGUGUAGAAUGCCUGCUCCUGGCUGUCAUGGCAUAUGACCGGUUUGUUGCAGUCUGCAAGCCCCUACACUACAUGGUGAUCAUGAAUCCACGGCUCUGCUUAGUCUUGGUGUUGGUGGCCUGGGGGUGUGGGAUGGGCAACUCCUUGGCCAUGUCUCCAGUGACCCUGCACUUACCCCGUUGUGGUCACAACCAUGUGGACCACUUUCUGUGUGAGAUGCCAGCCCUGAUCCGGAUAGCCUGUGUCAAUACUGUAGCCAUAGAAAGCACUGUAUUUGUCUUGGCUGUGGGCAUUGUGCUUUCACCCUUGGUUUUUAUCCUGGUUUCCUAUGGCUACAUUGUAAGGGCUGUUAUACAGAUUCAGUCAUCAUCAGGGAGGCAAAAGGUCUUUAACACUUGUGGCUCCCAUCUCACUGUGGUCUCACUUUUCUAUGGAAACAUCAUCUACAUGUAUAUGCAACCAGGAAAUAGCUCCUCUCAGGACCAGGGCAAAUUUCUCACUCUCUUCUACAACAUAGUCACUCCACUCUUGAACCCUCUGAUCUAUACUCUCAGAAACAAAGAGGUGAAGGGGGCAAUGAGAAGACUGCUAUUGGGUAACAGAGAUGUUGGAAAGGAGUAA
Chrysochloris asiatica (Cape golden mole) is the source of this 945-nucleotide messenger RNA. Its product is annotated as olfactory receptor 2W3-like. Gene Ontology annotation, biological process: G protein-coupled receptor signaling pathway. The transcript has a single exon. Gene Ontology annotation, molecular function: G protein-coupled receptor activity; olfactory receptor activity. The coding region runs from base 1 to 945 and encodes 314 amino acids. NCBI's taxonomy places the organism in Eukaryota, Metazoa, Chordata, Mammalia, Afrosoricida, Chrysochloridae. Gene Ontology annotation, cellular component: membrane. The record is from RefSeq and is a predicted model, not a curated record.